This is a messenger RNA of Rangifer tarandus platyrhynchus (Svalbard reindeer), 615 nucleotides long. The record is from the annotation of a GenBank genome assembly. NCBI's taxonomy places the organism in Eukaryota, Metazoa, Chordata, Mammalia, Artiodactyla, Cervidae.
AUGGCGCUUCAGGCGCUGCAGAGCUCGGGGGUGGCCUUCCGCAAGAUCCUGUCUCACUUCCCGGAGGAGCUGAGCCUGGCUUUCGCCUACGGCUCGGGGGUGUACCGCCAGGCGGGGCGCAGCUCAGACCAGAAGCUUAUCAAAUACGGAGUUAUUAGCACCAGUGUUUUGAUUGAAGAACUUCUCAACUGGAAUAACCUAUACAUUGCUGGUCGACUCCAAAAACCGGUGAAGGUCGUGGCGAUGAAUGAGGAUGUGGCUCUCCGCUCAGCCCUGGAUCAAAACCUGAAGAGCGCUGUGACCGCGGCCUUCCUCAUGCUCCCGGAAAGCUUUUAUGAGGAAGACCUGUUUACAGAGAUCGCCGGCCUCUCCUACUCAGGUGACUUUCGGGUGGUGGUUGGAGAGGAUAAGGCGAAAGUGUUGAACAUCGUGAAGCCCAACAUGGCCCACUUCCGGGAUCUGUACGGCCGCAUUCUGCAGGAGAGCCCCCAGGUGGUGUAUCAGGCCCAGCGGGGCAGCCUGGAGGUGAGCGGUCGGAGGGACAGCAUGGUCCGUCCUGAGGCAGGAGCCCGUGUAGAGGGAAAAGUAGGGCGAGCAGUACGACCAGUGAAGUAA